Agelaius phoeniceus (red-winged blackbird) is the source of this 4017-nucleotide messenger RNA. The record is from RefSeq and is a predicted model, not a curated record. Lineage: Eukaryota; Metazoa; Chordata; Aves; Passeriformes; Icteridae.
AUGAGUGCAAAUGCAGAGCGGAGGUUUGUUAAUCUCAGGAAACGUCUGAAUCAGCUGGGCUAUCGGCACCCACUGGGAGUGGACAGCUUACCUUUGGUGGAAAAGCUUUUCAGUGACUUAGUUCAUACAACUGAGAGCCUGCGCAAAGCAAAGUUUUCUUCUGGGAAAACAGAGAAAGAGUGCAGCAAUUAUGAUACUAUUUUGGAACCUUAUAAAACAGAGAAUGCUAGACUUACCAGGGAAAAUAAUGAUCUACACCUGGAAAUAUUAAAACUGAAAGAGAAGUCUGAUCGCCAUGUUAAAGAUUUGAAAGCUUGCUUAAGGAGGGUUGAACACGAAACAACUGACUUGAAAUUUUUGAAUAACCAGUAUAUGCAUAAAAUUAAAGUGCUGGAAAAAGAGACCAAAGCCAAGACUGAAAAAAUUCAGGAGCUUCAGGAGAAGAAUUUGCAAGCAGUGGUGCAAACACCUGGUGGCAGGAGGAAGAGCAUUCCCUUCAGGCGGCAGCGCAUGCAGAUAGACCAGCUUGUGCCCCCAUCAGGUGUCAGUGCCUACCCAGUGCCUCAGCCAGAGGACCCUUACAUUGCAGACCUGCUCCAGGUGGCUGAUAAUCGAAUUCAAGAACUGCAGUCAGAAGUAACAGAGCUACAGGAAAAACUGGAGACAUCUGAAAGUGGAAUGAAAAAUUAUAGCAAACAGGUUGAGAUAAGAGACAAAGAAAUCGAGCGCUUGAUGCUGGCAUUGGAUGGAGGGCGGUCUCAUGAGGUUCUCUCUCUGGAAUCGAGAACUAAAAGUAAUGAGAAGCUUAUUUCCCACUUGAAUAUACAGGUUGAUUAUCUUCAGAAAAAAAACAAAGAACUUGAAAAUCACAUUCAAGAUCUCUUGGACACUAAACAAAAUGUAACUAGUGAGGUAGUGGAUUUAAGCAAUAAAAAUCAAGAACUGUGUCAAGAACUGAAUGAAAUAGAUCACUUGGCACAGCAGUUGGAAAGACACAAAGAAAUAGUGCUUGAGACUGCAGAUAAGGAAAUAGGAGAAGCAAAGAAAGAAAUUGAAAGAAAAGUCAAUGAAAUACAGGAUCUACAAGAAACAAUAACAAGGCUUAAAUCAGAUUUGUGCUCGUGUCAUAAGGAGAAUGAGAGACUGAAAGAAGAACUCUUUGGGAAAAAAGAUGAAAAAGGGCAUCUUGAGCUGUUGUUAAACCAGCUUCAACAAGAGAAGCAAAGGCUGACAGAAAAAACAGAGAAUUUAGAAAGAAAAGAACGAGAACUUGUCCUAGAAAUUGAAAGAAUGAGAUUGGACUUUGGUAUUGCCUUAGGAGACAAAUCUCCAUCACGUCUGGAUGCAUUUGUGAAGACCUUAGAAGAUGACAGGGACUACUAUAAGCGAGAAUUGGACUAUCUUCAGAAAAUGGUUAAACUGAGGCCUAGCCCAAGCCGCAGGACUGCAGAGAAGGUAAAUGAAGAGCUUAAAUCAAUCACCAGAGAAAGAGAUGAGCUGCGGUCUGUGUUAGACAGAUUUGAAAAGCAUAUGAUAGAAAUUCAGUCCAAUGUCAAAUUAUUGACUGCAGAAAGAGACAGAUUAAAAGUUCUUUAUGAGCAGUCUCAGAGUGAAUUGAACAGGAUGAGAAGAGAAGCAAAACACAGCUUUGUUUCUCAAAGUCACAUAGAAGAAGAAAGAGACAUUGCACUGACUGACUUUCGAAUGCUAAUGGCAGAAAAAGAAAGUCUUGGAGAAAAAUUAAAGAUGCAUCAAGAAGCAGCGUACCAUGAAAAAUCAAAGCUGCAGCAUGAUAUUUCAGAAUUGGAGAAUAAUAUUCAAGGACUUCAGAUUGAAAAGGGUGAACUAAGGACUACAGUCUCUAUCCUGAAAGAAAGAAUAAACUAUUUGGAAAAUGAAUUAAAUCUGAAGUCAAGUAAACUUGCCCAGACUUCUGAUGAUUCUUCUCAAUUUAAAGCUGAGAUUUGCUCACUUCAGCUCUUAAAUGACCAACAGCAGAAGUCUAUUGAAGAUUUACAGCACAGAUUGUCCCUCAAAAAGGAUGAACUACUGGCAGCUCAAGAUGAAAUUAUAAAGCUGAAAGAGAUAAUAGAUAGGUUAAACCAGAGGAGCACUUCACAGGAAGAAGCAGUCAGUGUGCUGAGAAGUACCAUUAGUGUUUUGGACAAAGAAAAAGACAGUCUUCAAGAAACUGUAGAUGAAAAAACAGAAAGAAUUGCAUGCUUAGAUGACAACUUAGCUAACAGGGAAAAAACAAUUGCUCAUUUACGUUUAACUGUCUCUGAGCUGGAGUCCUCAACAGACCAGAUGCAGGACAGGCUGAGCAACAGAGACCGUGAGAUUGCCAGCUUGCAUCGCCAGCUCGACACAUCCCAGCUAGAGCUUGCAGAAAUGGGAAGAGUGAAGGAAAUGGCUCUGAAGGAAAACAGGCGACUGCAAGAUGACCUGGCUACAAUGGCCAGAGAAAACCAGGCUAUCAGUACCGAGCUUGAAGAUGCAAUACGUGAAAAAGAAGAAAUGAAAACCAGGGUUCAUAGUUAUAUAACUGAAGUCUCCAGAUUUGAGAACUUGAUAGCUUCAAAGGAAAAAGAAAACCAGGAAUUGUUAGAGAAGUUCCGGAUGCUCCAUACACAAGCUGAAGGCUGGGAAAUGAAGGCUCACCAAGCUGAAGGAGAAAGCAGCUCCAUACGACUGGAACUCCUUUCAGUAGAUACAGAUCGGAGACAUCUUCGAGAGAGAGUAGAGUUUCUGGAAAAAGAGAUUCAAGGGCAUAUUGUUGCACAUCAAGUAUAUGAAUCUCAGAUCUCCUCCAUAACCAAAAAUAUGUCCAGAUUGGAAGAGGAUCUUAAACGUGAAAAUCAGGAUAAGGCUUCUGUGUUGGCAGACCUCACUUCUGUGAGAGAACUCUGUGUGAAACUUGAGGCUAGCAAAGAACUUUUAGCUCGACAGCUGACGUCCAAAAGCAUGGAUUAUGAAAGGGUUCUAGGAGAAUUAGAAGAUACAAAAUCAGAAGGAGAGUUGCUGAAAAAGCAGCUAUCCAGUGAGAGACUUACAGUUCAGAAUCUUGAAACAUUAUUGGCUACUAGUAGAGACAAAGAAUUUCAGAAUCAAUUAAUGUCCCAAGACAAAGAUACCGAAAUUCAGUUACUGAAAGACAAGCUGACCCUGGCUGAGAGCAAACUAAGCAGCAAUAAUAGAGAGGUUUCCAUGCUUCGAAGUAAAGUUGCACAGAUGCAGACUGACACUGAUGUUUUAAAAAGGAAACUGACAACUGAGCGAUUUGAACGGGAGCGGGCGGUGCAGGAGAUGCGCCGGCACGGGCUGAGCACGUCCUCGCUGCGCGCCUCGCCCCCGCUCAGCUCCACGCUCAGGUCUCCCUCGCACUCCCCGGAGCGCGGCGCUGCCAGCACAGCUGAGCACGCAGCAGAUGAAAAAAAUGUGACCAUCAAGGAAUAACCAGUACUUGAGUAGCUGAAGCAUUACCUUGUUACAAGGACUUUUUUAAUAUAAAUUAUGAAUACUUGUAUUUUACCUCUGUUUUCUUCAAAUCACUGAUUACCUUUGAAACCUUGAGAACGGGUGAAGUAAUCAACUUUGCAAAAUUCUGCUUUCCCAACUGGCAGGAGUGACUGACUUUUUAUGGCUGUUUGACAGGUUUUGUAUCAAACAUGGCUAAGUUUUCUUACUUUUUGGGAAACAUAAUAAUUAAAAGAAGGAAAUGAGUAUUGAUUUGACAAUCUCUUGUUUUCAUUUUUCUAUUUUAUUUGUUUGCUUAUCUCAUAAGAUUGGAGAAGUUUAUUCAUCUUAAUGUGUGCUAACAUAGAAUAACAUCCCCAACUGUGUUAAAAAUGCUGAGCCAGUGUAUGUUUUCUACUCAUGAUGAUUUCCUAUGUUUGGGUUUCUAACAAAUGUUUUCUGUUUUCAGGUUUUUCUUAAUGGUAUUUUAAAGUAUCAAUUACCUAUUUUGUGAAUGUGUUUUGUUUACAGUACCUUUUCUUAAUAAAAAAAUAUAUAUCA